AAAGGCAUCUUCGAGAUGUUUGAUGAGGAGGGCAAUGGACUGGUGAAGACUAGUGAGCUGGAACGGCUAAUGAGCCUACUGGGCAUCAACCCCACCAAGAGCGAACUGGGGACAAUGGCCAAGGAAGUGGACAAAGACAACAAAGGCACCUUUAAUUGUGAUGGUUUCUUGUCACUGAUGGGCAUUUAUCAUGAGAAAGGCAAAAACCAGGACGUUGAGCUGAGAGCAGCGUUCAAGGUCUUUGACAAGGAGGCCAAAGGUUACAUAGACUGGGACACUCUCAAGUACGUGCUCAUGAAUGCUGGGGAACCCCUUAAUGAGGUGGAGGCUGAGCAGAUGAUGAAAGAGGCCGACAAAGAUGGAGAUGGAACCAUUGAUUAUGAAGAGUUUGUGGCCAUGAUGACUGGAGAAUCCUUUAAGCUGGUCCAGUAG
Trichosurus vulpecula (common brushtail) is the source of this 432-nucleotide messenger RNA. It is a transcript of the gene CALML6, whose product is annotated as calmodulin like 6. The record is from RefSeq and is a predicted model, not a curated record. Gene Ontology annotation, molecular function: enzyme regulator activity; calcium ion binding. The transcript is spliced from 4 exons. NCBI's taxonomy places the organism in Eukaryota, Metazoa, Chordata, Mammalia, Diprotodontia, Phalangeridae. Bases 16 to 432 code for a protein of 138 amino acids.